UGCUUAGCAACAUAACGCAUUGGAGUAAAUACUCCCCAGAAAAUUUGCAGGUUGAUAGAACGAAAACGAUAAAAUGCCAUCUGUUGCCUUAUCCCCUUCAGUUGUAAGACGAAAGAUGAAUUUUCAGAGCAUUUAUGAUGCAGUUUGUGGAGGUGAUGCAGAAGCAGUUGCUUCAUUCUUGAAGAAUGGUGCAAGUAUAAAUGAUCCUGAUCCAGUACACAAGUUUACUCCUUUGCAUUGGGCAGCCCACUCAGGGAGUUUAGAGUGUCUUCACUGUCUUUUGUGGCACAAAGCUGACAUAAUGGAUACAACCCCUAGAGGAUGGACAGCAGCACACCUUGCUGCUAUCAAGGGACAAGACGCAUGUAUGCAGGCCUUAAUAGUUAAUGGAGCUAAUCUUGCUGCUCGGGAUGAUAAAGAUUGCACUCCAGCCCACCUUGCAGCUGCUCAUGGCCAUUCCUAUACACUACAGACCAUACUUCGCAGUGGUGUGGACACAGAUGUAGCAGACAAGAAUGGCUGGAGGCCUGUUCAUUAUGCUGCUUUUCAUGGACGACUAGGUUGCUUACAACUGCUUGUUAGAUGGGGAGCCAGCACAGAUGAAGUGGAUCAGAAUGGAAAUACUCCAGCUCAUUUGGCAGCAAUGGAAGGACAUUUGCAUUGCUUAAAAUUCUUAGUCAGUCAAGGUGUCAGCAUAACUCACACACUAGGGGCCAGGAAUGACCAAGGAGAAAAUUCAAAGGACCUGGCAAGCAGAUUCUUCAAAAGCAACAUUAUACAGUAUAUUGAUGCUGUGGAAUAUGAGCGAGAUCAUCCAAAGGAACAAGCAAACUUGGCAUUUCCAGCACACGUUGCUGCCUUUAAAGGUGAUCUUGCUACAUUAAAACAGCUGAUAGAAAAUGGAGUAAUUAAUAUUAAUGAACGUGAUGAUAGGGGCAGUACACCCAUGCAUAAAGCAGCUGGACAGGGACAUUUAAACUGUCUUCAGUGGCUUAUUGAAAUGGGUGCGGAUCAUAACAUUGCAAAUGAUGCUGGUGAAACUCCACAGGAUGUAGCCAAAAGGUUCUCUCAGUUGGCUGCUGUAAAACUUCUUGGAGGAGGUAUGAAUGAUGAGGAUGAUGUGGAAUUAGAUGAGGAUGCUGCUGAUUUCUUUGAAAAACAUGGUGUAGAAGGCAGUACUGACAACAAGGGAGAAAUAAACUUAACAGAGCUUCAGAAAAACGAAGCAAGAAUGAGGGCUUACAAAAAAAUAGAAGAGUGUGAACGAAUUCUAGACAUUGCUAAAAGCAACUACAGACAACUAGGUGGUAUACUGAAAGAGGACCAGAAGAAAAGAAAAGCAGAAAAAGAAGCAGAAAGCACCAUUCAAGAACUUCAAGCCCAACUGGAAUAUGAGCGUUUACGCAGAGAAAAGAUGGAGUGUGAGCUAGAUGACUACCGAGCAGAAGUUAAUCACCUAAAUAAAUGCCUGGAGAAAAUGCAAGCAACAGAGGUUUCCGUAGAAGAAGACUUUCUAAAUGCAGUACAAGAAAGAGAAAAAAUGAAAAAGAAAAAGCAAACUGCCCAAAGGGGAGGAGUAUUUGUACGACGCUCCAAAUAAAUAUUAUAUUGUAUUGUAUUGAAUUGAAUACUGGAGAAAAAUAUGUCUGGCUUAUUAAGGUUGCCCAUUUUCUGAUCUUGAACAUACAUUUCCCAUUAGGUAUACAAGAAAGCUUUUGAGAAUGAUUGUACUACUAAUAAAAAAAAACUCUCCUCUUCCUGCUUGAGAGAUUGCCUUUGUACUUUAAAAGUGUUACCAGCAGAAUGUACUGAAAUGUUAUGGUUUGUGAUUGCAAACUAGCAAUUAUAUGUUUGUUGUCUAUUAUGCUGUAUACCUAAACUGAAUAAAAUAAAUCAGUUGAA
This is a messenger RNA of Protopterus annectens (West African lungfish), 1902 nucleotides long. RefSeq names its product ankyrin repeat domain 42 (gene ANKRD42). NCBI's taxonomy places the organism in Eukaryota, Metazoa, Chordata, Ceratodontiformes, Protopteridae. Bases 74 to 1600 code for a protein of 508 amino acids. The transcript is spliced from 12 exons. The record is from RefSeq and is a predicted model, not a curated record. Gene Ontology annotation, molecular function: protein binding.